AGCAUUUAUCAAUUCUAAGUGUCACACAAUUUCAAGAUGAUUCAUUCCAAAAUUGAUUCGGCAGUGGUGGUAGGAGUGGUGUUGUGUUGCUUCAUCAUCAAUGCUAGUGCCUUCACUGCCUCCGGUUGGACGUCGGCCCACGCCACGUUCUACGGUGGCGCCGACGCCUCGGGAACCAUGGGAGGUGCGUGUGGGUACGGGAACUUGUACUCGACCGGGUACGGGACGAGGACAGCGGCGUUGAGCACGGCGCUGUUCAACGACGGGGCGUCGUGUGGGCAAUGCUACAAGAUAAUGUGUGACUACAAUGCGGAUCCUCAGUGGUGCAAAAAGGGGGUGUCAGUGACCGUCACUGCCACCAACUUCUGCCCGCCCAACUUCGAUCUCCCGAGCGACAACGGUGGGUGGUGCAACCCACCGCGCCAGCACUUUGACAUGGCGCAGCCGGCUUGGGAAAAGAUCGGGAUAUAUAGGGGCGGGAUUGUCCCCGUCAUUUACCAGAGGGUUCCAUGCAAGAAGCACGGUGGGGUUCGGUUCACGAUCAAUGGCCGAGACUACUUCGAGCUAGUGAUGAUCAGCAAUGUCGCCAACGCCGGUUCAGUACAAUCGGUCCAAAUUAAAGGCAGCAACACAGGGUGGAUGUCCAUGUCAAGAAAUUGGGGUGCAAAUUGGCAAUCAAACUCAAAAUUAAAUGGACAGUCAAUCUCAUUCAAGGUCACAACAAGUGAUGGAAUCACCAAGAUUUUCAACAACAUUGUGCCCUCUAAUUGGGCUUUUGGUCAGACGUUUUCAAGCCCAACCCAAUUCUAGGCCCAUUAGUACAUUCGCUCAAUGCAUUUUGGGCUUUGCUACUCUUAAAAAGGCCGUGGCGUGCUUUUAUACAAAAAAGCAGCCCGCUAAAGGAAUUGAUAUGCAUUUUGGUAAUGGUGAUUGAGAGGAAUGGCAAAUUUUAUAUUUUUGAAACAUAAAUUAUUGGUUUGUAAUUUAGUGUUUAGGCUAUAUAAUUUGAUGAAUAACUCUAAUAAAAGUGUUACUACUACUAUUUUUCA
This is a messenger RNA of Salvia hispanica, 1049 nucleotides long. RefSeq names its product expansin-A11-like. Gene Ontology annotation, cellular component: extracellular region. Gene Ontology annotation, biological process: plant-type cell wall organization. The record is from RefSeq and is a predicted model, not a curated record. NCBI's taxonomy places the organism in Eukaryota, Viridiplantae, Streptophyta, Magnoliopsida, Lamiales, Lamiaceae.